Molecule: messenger RNA, 315 nt
Organism: Prunus armeniaca (apricot)
Lineage: Eukaryota; Viridiplantae; Streptophyta; Magnoliopsida; Rosales; Rosaceae
Source: the annotation of a GenBank genome assembly
AUGUCGUUGGCAGUGCCGGUGUGUGAUGAUGUCGUCUGGCGCGUAGGACUUGAUAUUGGAUAUGUGAGCUACACGUCUCGUUGGCAGUGCCGGCGUGCGAGGUAUGGAGUUCCGUCCCUCGGUUGGACUACUCAUCCCUGGACGCGGGUUAGCACCUGGAAAUCCUAUGUACUAGCCAAACAAUCCCCCGAUUGGAUUGUUUUCCCCGAUGCUCUAUUAUCGCCCAUGUUAGGUUGUUACUUGAGGCCAGAGGCCACUUUAGAAAGUGGCCGGACGUGGCGGCGGGGUGGCGAUUUCCAUCUCGGUGAACAGUGA